Messenger RNA from Gigantopelta aegis, 2144 nucleotides. RefSeq lists its product as uncharacterized. The record is from RefSeq and is a predicted model, not a curated record. Lineage: Eukaryota; Metazoa; Mollusca; Gastropoda; Neomphalida; Peltospiridae. The transcript has 2 exons. The coding region runs from base 511 to 1137 and encodes 208 amino acids.
AACGGUAUUGUCAUUUAAACGUUCCAGUGUUCUCCGAGUACUGUUGUCUAAAUGGUACGUAAUAAUCACAGCUGUUUUCGUGUUUUUGACUUUAUUGUUGAAGAACACAAAAACUCCACACUUCCUUGUGUUUUAUCUUAAGUUGAUAUCAAAUUGCAACUACCCACACAUACUUUCUCUCUCUCCCUCUUUCUUGUCAAAGUGACAACAAUCGAAGAAUAUUUUCCAAGUCGAUCAAACGAAGAUUAACCCCCAAGGACUGUCAAAACAUCACGCAAAGGGGCUGUAUAUAUUCAUGAGUACAGUGGAAGUGGUUGUCGCUAGCUCGCGCGCGCCUGGUUACGCCAGCAGACGACUCGGUUACUUGGUGAUACAACAUUCAAGACACGUCCAUCAUAAGGCGGAUUACGAUCAUUGAUUAUGGAAAGACGAAUACUCGUGAAAUCACUGUUCGUCUCACUUCUACUGCGGGCCCGUUAAACAAUCUAACACACUAGCCGAGCUACCAAGAUGAAGAAGACAGAACCGACACUGUUUGAUGUGAAGUUCAUGGAGUUGGAGAAGCUAAAACUGGACUGUCACAAACACAUGUGUCGACUGAAUGACCUAAAGAUCGUCUACCGGGACUGGUUCGAUCGCAGACGGCAGUCCUUUCUGGACGCCAUCAAAACCGUGCAGAUCACAUACCCGCAGAUGGUACCAACCAACAUUCUGACAUUGAGCCACUUCAAGAGUCUCUAUCUCUUCACAAACAAAGUCCCAAAGAGUGGUAAAAGAAUUAAUGAAACACCCGCUAAAAUGGAAGCAUUUCUGUCUUUUUGGUCGCAAUUUUGCGAUUUGAAAAGUCAGAGUGAUAUUUUGUAUGAGCGCAUAUGUACUUACUGUGAUUCAAUAACUCGGUUACGGGAACCAAAGAUUAAGUUAGAAAUUGACAGACUGCAUAAACAAUUCACAGUGGCCUCUUCUGAAAAUUACAACUUUACACACGUCAACAACGAGAAAGAUAAUCUCUUCACAUACAGAGUCGCUAUGCCCGACCAUCAGUACCACGGACUUGUCAGCUUCAUGCCAUAUCUGUUACAACUUGCCACGAAGGUCUGCUAUUAUUGUGGUAAACUUCAUAUAGAAAAGGAAUAGACUGGUUACUGUCUUGGCUAAUAGCUUGGAAUCUUAACAACAGAGGGUGUAGCUUGUGUGCCGUUUGAAAGUUGUAGACUUUCUGCCUGCGACUGGACAUCUCGACCUGCUGUGACAGUGUACAAAGAACAGUGCUCACAACAUAUUUGCGAAGCUACAUCUUUGCAAAGAAAAAUAUAUGUAUUUGGCCAAUAAAACUAAUAUUUAUGCAUGUAUAUCCAAAUAGACUCAGCUAUCGAGUUUAUAGAUUCAAAUAUAUAUUAUAUAUAUGAUCUGAAACGUUAUUAAAUGGUUGUUACAAGCCCCUGCCCAGUAUUUCAAGAAUCAAAAUAUGUAUUAUAUAUAAGUAUUUUCCUAAGAGAUAAUAUAGACAAAUCUGUUCCAGGCCAGGCGUGCUUUGGAAGGGGUGAGGUGGUGGAUGCGGGAAGGACAUUUGUUAUCAGGCGCCAAAUUAACAAUCAUUACUCUGCAGCGUUUCUGGGACCGACCAUUAUGGUGAGAUACAGUACUGAGAUGGGCAUGAUUAAGGGUUAAAAUUGAACAGGGAUAACUGAUAACUUAUAUUCUGCGUCAGACACCCCAAUAUUUUUACAAAACCAGAUUAUGUGGAAUAAAUAAAUGACCGUUUAGUGAUCGUAUUCAAUAGCGUAUCUGUGAUACAUUAAAAUAAUGGCUGUGUGCUAUAUUUAGGUUAACAGAGGAAGCUGAACUAUUUUAAUAGUGAAGUGAAAGAACUUAAGACAAGUUUAAGAGCAUAUAUUACGUAACGUGGUGCUUAGGUAAUCAUUUAUCACUGGAAAACAGAAACAACUGGAUGGAGGAUGACGUUUUAGUCACACACACACACAGAGAGAGAGAGAGAGAGAGAGAGAGAGAGAGAGAGAGAGAGAGAGAGAGAGAGAGAGAGAGAGAGAGAGAGAGAGACACACACACACAGACACACUUGAACUGCUUAUAACUUAUUCAUGUAUUUAAAUGGAUGUUGUAAAUAAAUAUCUCGUUUCUGC